AAGUCUAGGCCUUGCCUUAUCCACAAGUAAUAUGGUUAAAGAAAGAUGAUAACUGGGGAAAGUGCAGAAAGCAAAGCAAAUUAGUAUAGAAAAAAAAAGAUAAAAAGAGUUGAGUUGAGUUGAGAUAUUAUUAGAUUCUCACAAACAAACCUGACCAAAAAAACAAAAGCAAAAUCUACUUCACUUUCUCUGACUCUUCCUCACUCUUUAACUUACUAUUUACAAAAGAAGAAAGAAUCCCAGUCUCAAACCAUAGAUUAUAUAAUUUCCUUUUUUUUUACUGUUUAGUAUUUUUGCCGCCAAAGCUGACAACCAUCCUCAAUCGUCGGAUUAUUUAAAGCUCAUCAAGUCUAGAGUGGGUCCCUUCUUUGAUGGGAAUGGACCCCACUGCAAUGCCAUUCCAAAGAGAAAGAAAAUGAUUUUUCUUCCUUCCCUUUUUCCUUCCUCCCACACCCCCACUCUCUCUCUCUUCUUCUCUAUAGUCUAAUCUCUCAUCCCCACCAUUAAUAUAUUUUUUUUCUUCUUUCCUUUCAUAGCUCACUUCUUAAUUAGUAUUGCUCACUCAUCUUUGAGUCAUUACAAAGCGAUAAAAAUUCCAAAUGGGCACCCUUGUUUUUGUGAUUUGGCUUCCAAAUCUUCUUGUUUCUGAUCUGUGUAUUUCUUAAAUUGUUGCAAUUAAUUUGCUCGUGGGCAUUCUUUGUUUCUGUAUUAGAAUAGAAAGAUUUUUCUUUUUUUUUCUUUCUUAUUUUCUUAUUUUCUGUUGACAUUUUUGGGAUUUUGUUUAUCUAUAUAUAUAUAUAUAUUUGGUUUUGGUCAUCUUGAAAUCGGGUAUAGAAGUAGGAGACCUUGGAAAUAUGGUGGGUGGAGGCAUGAAUUUGAUUACUACUGUUAUUGGAUUUGGUAUGAGCGCAACAUUUAUUGUAUUUGUUUGCACAAGAAUUAUUUGUGGGCGGCUUAGAAGGAACGAAUCCCGGCCUAUGUUCGAGAUUGAAUCCAGGAUUGAUCUUGAGCAGCCAGAGCACCAGGGUAGUGGUCUUGAACCUGUUUUGGUUGCUGCAAUCCCUACUAUGAAAUUCAACCAUGAGGCCUUCAGUUCUAUAGAAGACACACAAUGCUCAAUAUGUUUGGGUGAAUAUCAAGAGAAAGAAGUGCUAAGAAUCAUGCCCAAAUGUGGCCAUAAUUUUCAUCUCUCUUGCAUCGAUGUCUGGUUAAGGAAACAGUCUACCUGUCCAGUUUGCCGUCUUCCACUACAGGAGUCUAUGGGAACAAAACAUGGCAGACCAGUAAUGUUCACGUCGGCUCAGUCAUUUGACGACUCUGAGAGUACCCCAAAUGAACAUUCUCAGCUGUGGCUAUUACCUGGCUCUGAACGAUCAUCAGUGGCAAACAUCAGCAACCAAAGUCAUUUAGAAUUACAACAAUCUCCCCCAGCAAACCACUCUGAACCUACUACCUCUAGUCUUUCAGAAACAAGGCAAUGAUGAUAACCCAAGUUUAACUGUUCCUAAAUGUGACACGUGGCCCAAUGGAUAAUGGAUUGUUUUCUUUCUUGGAAAAGAAAAUGUUGGGUUAGGUGAGGAAAAAGUAGCUUUGUUGUUUGUUUCCGAGUGGUGAUAACUUUCUAGUUUCUAUAUUGUUUCUUUUUUUCUUUUUCCAAGUUACUGGGGUAAAGGAAAUCGAUGGUAGGACAGGAGAGGUCUUUAGAUUUGGAAGUCUUUCAAUACUUUUUGUACAUAUGAUUCACUUUUCUUUUGUAGCAUAUCACAGACUGAAGUCGCGCUAAUUUACUGUCACAAUCCUCACAA
This is a messenger RNA of Cannabis sativa, 1805 nucleotides long. RefSeq names its product RING-H2 finger protein ATL5. The record is from RefSeq and is a predicted model, not a curated record. Lineage: Eukaryota; Viridiplantae; Streptophyta; Magnoliopsida; Rosales; Cannabaceae. The coding region runs from base 855 to 1481 and encodes 208 amino acids. The transcript has 3 exons.